AUGGACGUCACGCGCUCCGUCGCCUCGCCGAGCGACGACAUCAAGAAGGCCGCGGUCUUCGAGAAGGACGCGCUCCUCAGCGCGCAGACGAUGAUCUACGACGACGGCGAGAUGAAGAAGACGCUGCCGGGCGACGUCUACGAGCGCUUCAAGGCGGCCCUCGUCGACGGCGGCGCCACCAGUGAUGAGGACCAGGAGGCUAUUUCCAAAGCAUUGUACGCGUGGGCGCGCGAGCGCGGCGCGACGGACUACGCGCACUGGUUCUUCCCCAUGCGCGGCGGCUCGGGCGCCACGGGCGGCAUGCGCGUGCCCCGCGUCCAAACGUCGAGAUCGCGUCGAUGGCGUAGGGGUGGCGCCAGACGCCAUCGACGCGACACCACAAACGCACAGGCUCGGCGCGUUGAAAUGUGACGCCUUCAUCGACCUCGACUGGUCGUCGGACGCGGCGAACAAGCCCUUCAAGACGCUGUUUCCGUCGGGCCGCCUCCUGUGUAGAAAUCAACCGGUGCGUCGGGUGCGUGACGACGCGGCGAUUCAGCACGGACGCGCCGUAACAUUUUGAUUUCCACACAGGCCGCCUCUACACGGGCGAGACGGACGGGUCGUCCUUCCCGAACGGCGGGCUGCGCGCGACGCACACGGCCGCGGCCUUCACGUCGUGGGACCGCAGUUCGCCCUGCUUCGUCUACGACAAGGUCCUGCGCAUCCCGUGCGCGUUCGUGACGCACUACGGUCGAGCCAUCGACGACAAGACGCCUUUACUCAGAUCGCAGGACGCCGUCGCGCGCGAGGGCCUCCGGCUCCUCAAGGCCUGCGGCGUCGAAAAGGAGGCCUCGACGAUGUACGCUUACUUGGGCUGGGAGCAGGAGUUCUUCGUCGUGAGCGCGGACCUCUACAAGAAGCGGCCGGAUUUGGUGAACGCGGGCCGCACGCUCUUCGGCCGGCUGCUGUGUGGAAAUCAACGAGUGAGUGAGGUUACUCCGCGCCAUGGAGCAGACGCAGUUAUGCGGACAACAUCGCGCCGAUGGCGUGGAACCUCCACGUCAUCGAGCAGACCCACUCACGGAGAUAUCUUGGCGUCGAUGGCGUGGGGCGCCUGAAUUUUGAUUUACACACAGGCCGGCUCCCGCCGCGCCACCAGUCCGGCGACUUGAAUUAUUUCGGGGCGACGCCGGGGCCGGUCGAGGAUUUACUCAUAGCCGUCCAGACGGAGAUGAUGCGCAUGGGCUCGCCCAUGGUUUGUGCGCUGUGUGGAAAUCAACCAGUGAAAUCGAGCAGAAAGUUUGAUUCCCGCGCAGGUCGUCCGCCACAACGAGGUGGCUCCCGGCCAGCACGAGAUGUCGCCGAUCUUCUGCGUGGCCAACGCGUCCUGCGACAGCAACGUGCUGUUCAUGGAGGUCUGCGCCAAGGAGUCUCAAAAAAGGGGGCUCGCCGUGCUCUUCCACGAGAAGCCGUUCGCGGGCAUUAACGGCAACGGCAAGCACGCGAACUGGUCCGUGGGCACGGAUACCGGUUUAAAUUUCUUCUACCCGAAGACGUAUGGCGAUGAACGCGACACGAUCUACACGACGGCGCUCGCUUGUUUGAGUCACGGGCUGCUCGAGUACAACGAGCUCGUAAGGUGCUCCGUCGCGCACGCGGGCAACGACCAUAGAUUAGGAGCCCAGGAGGCGCCGCCGGCGAUCAUUUCGCUCUACCCGGGCACGGGCUUCGAGGCCCACGUCGACAAAUUGAUCGGUGGCGAGGGCGAGCUCGCAGAUUACAAGCCCGAAAAAGGCAAGGCCGACCCGCGGUGCCGCGCCGCGGCGGCCGUCGAGGCCAAUGUAGAAGAUCGCAACCGGACGGCGCCCUUCCCGUUCUGCGGCAACCGUUUUGAAUUUCGCGCGUGUGGGAGUUCCCAGAACUGCGCCCUGCCCAUGACGGUCUGCAACACGCUCAUGGCCGCCGGCAUGGCCAAGGUCGCGUCAUUGAUUGAGGGCGGCGCGUCCCAAAAAGACGCCGUCGUCGAAACGCUCAAGGCGGCGCGCCAGGUCAUCUUCACGGGCAACGGCUACGGCGAGGAGUGGCCCAUCGAAGCUAAGGAGAGGGGCCUGCCCAACCUGAAGACCACGCCGGAGGCGACGGCGGCGUUCGCCUCCGAGAAGAACGUGGCCGUCUUCGAGGCCAUGGGCGUCUACGCCCCCGACGAGACGCACGCGCGGGCGGAGGUCUUAUAUGAGAACUACACGAACACUCUGAGCGUGGAGAUCGAGACCAUGGUCGCCAUGGCCAAGACCGGGUUUCUCCCGGCCUGCGCCAAGGACCUGGCGCUCUACGCGGCGGCGCCGUCCUUGGCAGGGGACAAGGCCGAGCUUUAUGGGAAGAUCAAGACGGCCUGCGCCGAUUUAGAAGAGACGUUCGCCGCGAAGCCCGCCGACCUCGCGGCCGAGGCCACGUACCUCUGCGACGUCUGCAAGCCCAAGAUGGACGCGCUGCGCGCGGCCGUCGAUGCGGCCGAGGCCGAGAUGGACGCCGCGCUCUACCCGUACCCGACCUACGAGGCUUUGGUGUAUGGCCACCACUUCUAGUACAUGUUCCCCCCCGCCUGUGUGCAUAGCCCCCCUGUAUCAUAACUACAUGUC
Molecule: messenger RNA, 2621 nt
Organism: Pelagomonas calceolata
Lineage: Eukaryota; Pelagophyceae; Pelagomonadales; Pelagomonadaceae
Source: the annotation of a GenBank genome assembly